AUGGCAGGCCUACCAACGAUCUACUACGGCGCCGUCGUCAACCCCCAGUCGCUCACAUCCUAUCAGGCGCUACCGCGUUGUCUCCUUGCGGUGUCGUCCGAAGGGACGAUUGAUUGGACCGUUGAUGAUGUGGAGGAUUCGAUGGUGCAGGAGGUGAUGUCACAGAAGGGAUGUGUGGAUGCUGAGGUGGUUCCUCUGCGGGAGGGCGAGUUCCUGAUGCCAGGCUUCGUGGAUACACAUACUCAUGCGCCUCAAGUUCCGAACAUGGGGAGCGGUCAGCAAUACGAGCUCCUAGAUUGGCUCGACAAUGUGACCUUCCCCAUGGAAGCCAAUUUCGCCGAUGCCGAAUUUGCUCGCGAGACCUACGUUGAAGUGGUCCGGCGGGUAAUAAACUGCGGGACAACAACGUGCUGCUACUACGGUACACUGCAUGUGGAGGCCACCAAGAUACUUGCAGAGAUAAUACACGCUAAAGGUCAACGGGCGUAUGUUGGUAAAUGCAACAUGGACCGUAAUUCUCCCAAUUACUAUGUCGAGCCUUCCCCCGAAGCUUCCGUUGAGGGCACGCGAGAACUUAUCACCUACAUCCGCUCACUCCCGCCCUCUCCUCGCACCACAACCCCCCUCGUACACCCGAUCCUCACCCCCCGCUUCGCUAUCUCCUGUACCUCCCCUCUCCUCCAAUCCCUCCAAUCCCUCGCCCUCUCCGACCCCUCCCUCGCCGUCCAGACCCACAUCUCCGAGAACCCCUCCGAAAUCGCCUUCACGCUCUCCCUUUUCCCCAACACCUCCUCAUACGCACAGGUUUACGACUCGUUCUCGCUCCUGCGCGAGAACACGAUCCUCGCGCAUGCGGUGCACUUGCAAGAUGAGGAGAAGCAGCUGAUUAAGGAGAGGAAGGCGGGGAUAAGCCAUUGCCCGACGAGCAACUUCAAUUUGAGCAGUGGUGUGGCUCCUGUUGGAGACUUCCUGGAUCGAGGGAUCAAGGUGGGGUUGGGAACGGAUGUAUCGGGCGGGUUCUCUCCGUCGAUAUUGUCUGCAGUCCAACACGCGAGCAUUGCGUCAAAGGUCAUCGCUAUGAACGCGCGGGAUACCCUCAGCGUCAAGGACGGAUCCUUCGCCAACCGCGCUCUCACAAUCCCGACGCUGCUCUACCUCGCUACCAUGGGCGGCGCCGAGGUCUGCUGCCUCGACAAGCAAAUCGGCAACUUCUCCGUCGGCAAGAGCUUUGACGCCCUCGUCAUCAACGUCGGAAAGGACAACGCUAAUCCUGCCGCAGUCUGGGGGGUGCCGCAUUCCACCCCGAAAAGCGGGGACCAUACGAAGCCGAAGUCGAAGGAGGAGGAAUUGGACGGGUGGCUGGAGAAAUUCCUUUUCUGCGGUGACGAUCGCAAUAUUCGGAGGGUCUAUGUGCAAGGAAGGCUUAUUGGUGGGACUGCGUUCUCGGGCUAG
Pleurotus ostreatus (oyster mushroom) is the source of this 1452-nucleotide messenger RNA. RefSeq lists its product as uncharacterized. The transcript is spliced from 6 exons. The coding region runs from base 1 to 1452 and encodes 483 amino acids. Gene Ontology annotation, biological process: guanine catabolic process. The record is from RefSeq and is a predicted model, not a curated record. Gene Ontology annotation, molecular function: guanine deaminase activity; zinc ion binding. Gene Ontology annotation, cellular component: cytosol. NCBI's taxonomy places the organism in Eukaryota, Fungi, Basidiomycota, Agaricomycetes, Agaricales, Pleurotaceae.